AUGGCUGGUAGAGGUAGAGGAGUGGGUAUCACCAAUGACCUCCUAGAGCGGAUGACUCAAGUUCUAGAGGCUUUUGUGCAUAAUCAAGAUGGAGAGUCAGGUGAGUAUAGAGGACUGUUUGCCUUCACUAGGCACAACCCUCCAAAGUUUGAGAAAAAGUUCGACCUAGAAGGAGCCCAAAGAUGGGUGGCAAAUGUGGAGAAAACCUUUCACUCCAUAUGGGGAGGUAGAGGACUGGUGGAGAAGGCACGAGAAUUCCUUAGCUUAAAGCAAGGAAAUAUGACAGUGGGAGAGUAUGCGGUGAAGUUCCAGGAGUUGAUGAAAUACUGGCCUCACUACCAAUAUGAAGAUAAAGAAGAGGAUUUGUGUGCUCAAUUUGAGCAUAGGUUGAGACCAGAGAUCCAUGCUGCAGUCAGUGUAUUUCAGUUGACUGACUUGCCCACCUUGGUGAGCAAGUGCAGAAUAUUUGAAGCUAACUCGAAGGGAAAGACAGUGGACACCAGAGGGAGUGGUUAG
Molecule: messenger RNA, 516 nt
Organism: Abrus precatorius (Indian licorice)
Lineage: Eukaryota; Viridiplantae; Streptophyta; Magnoliopsida; Fabales; Fabaceae
Exons: 2
Coding region: 1-516 (171 amino acids)
Source: RefSeq, a predicted model, not a curated record